CUUCCGGUUCCGCUGUGGGCCGGAGAAGACAUGGCGGCGUCUGCGUCGGCUGCUGCAGCGGAGGAGGACUGGGUCCUUCCCUCUGAAGUGGAGGUGUUAGAGUCCAUCUAUCUGGAUGAGCUACAGGUGGUUAAAGGAAAUGGCAGGUCUUCGCCGUGGGAGAUUUCCAUCACCCUCCACCCAGCCACUGCCGAAGACCAGGACUCCCAGUACGUCUGCUGCACCCUGCUGCUCCAGGUCCCGGCACAGUAUCCCCACGAGGUGCCGCUCAUCUCCAUCCGGAACCCCCGUGGACUCUCCGAUGAGCAGAUCCACAAGAUCUCCCAGGCACUGAGCCACGUGGCCACUGCGGGCCUGGGCACUGCCAUGCUCUAUGAACUCAUCGAGAAAGGGAAGGAGAUUCUCACUGACAACAACAUCCCCCAUGGCCAGUGUGUCAUCUGCCUCUACGGGUUCCAGGAGAAAGAGGCCUUCACCAAGACGCCCUGCUACCACUAUUUCCACUGCCACUGCCUGGCGCGCUACAUCCAGCACAUGGAGCAGGAGCUGCAGAGGCGGGAGCGGGAGCGGCAGUACUGCGCGGCCUCCGCCACCAAGCAGAAGGCAGCUGGCGUGCAGUGUCCCGUGUGCAGAGAGCCCCUCGUAUACGACCUCGCAUUGCUGAAAGCGGCCCCCGAGCCUCAACAGCCCAUGGAGCCGUACCAGCCCAGCGCCGCGAGUCUGCGGGAGCAGGAGGAGCGCCAGCGGCUCUACCAGCGGCAGCAGGAGCGGGGCGGCAUCAUUGACCUGGAGGCUGAGCGCAGCCGCUACUUCAUCAGCCUCCAGCAGCCUCCCGCCCCCUCGGAGCCCGAGCCAGUCACGGCUGAACCGGCCACUUCACCCACUGCCCAGCCUGCCCUGCCAGCUGCGCUGCCCAUGGCCACCCAGAACGUGUGUGAGAAGAUGCCAGGGCCCGAGCCAAAUCCGCCGAGGUUGGGAGAGCCCCUGAAAACCAUGCCGGAGAUCCCCCAGGCCAGCCGAGGCCCGUGGAGACAGCCAGAACCGAGACACCUCAAGGGACGGGUAUGCAGUGUCCCCAGAGGGACCAGUGAUCCUCAUGAACUGGCCCCUCCUGAAGGCCCCCUCAAGGACCGAAAGCCAGAACCCCGGAACCAAGGGCUUGGAGGGCCUCCCCGAGAGAGGGGACCUGGCACCUGGCAGGGUCCCCCGCCCCGCAGGACUCGGGACAGUGCCCGCUGGGAGCGUCCCAAAGGUCGGACCCCGGCAGCGGCUGCUUCCUACCCUCGCCUGCCUCGGGGCCAGGGUGCCCACCAGCCUGGCACCCGCAGGGAGCCCCAGAACUUGGAAUCUGAGGAUGGUUCCUAGCACUACCUGGGGGAGUGGGGGGACAGGGGACUUGGG
Messenger RNA from Sorex fumeus (smoky shrew), 1401 nucleotides. It is a transcript of the gene RNF25, whose product is annotated as ring finger protein 25. Gene Ontology annotation, cellular component: nucleus. Gene Ontology annotation, biological process: protein ubiquitination. The transcript has 10 exons. The coding region runs from base 31 to 1365 and encodes 444 amino acids. Lineage: Eukaryota; Metazoa; Chordata; Mammalia; Eulipotyphla; Soricidae. Gene Ontology annotation, molecular function: ubiquitin protein ligase activity; protein binding. The record is from RefSeq and is a predicted model, not a curated record.